Messenger RNA from Zasmidium cellare ATCC 36951, 1077 nucleotides. RefSeq lists its product as uncharacterized. The transcript has 4 exons. The record is from RefSeq and is a predicted model, not a curated record. NCBI's taxonomy places the organism in Eukaryota, Fungi, Ascomycota, Dothideomycetes, Mycosphaerellales, Mycosphaerellaceae. Bases 1 to 1077 code for a protein of 358 amino acids.
AUGGACUGUCCCAAUUUGCCUGCCAUGAGGCAGGCAUUCCGCGAAAUGAUAUUGGACCACGGCCAUACCCACGACCAUCACCAAGAGGGAGACACUAGUUCUGACCACAUGGCUGAGCUACCUCUCAAGACAGUCGAAGAACGCACCGCCGCUCGCUUAGAUGGCUUCUUUUCCGAAGAGGAUGGCGCACUGCUCGACCAGUUCUACUACGCGAGAAAGUGGGCCCACAUCCUCGACCUCAAUCGUGCUUACUUGCGCGGAGAGAAUGAGAUCACGCUGCACUGCAUGGCCCCAAUCCAGAGCGAGACGAUCCCUCUCGUUCCAGGACUACUCGCCCUCCACGAUUACGGCAUCUACACCUACAUGUCCCAGCCCGCCUGCACCAAGGGCCCGAUCGAUGAGACCGGCACCUGUGGUCAGAAGCUGCCGUGGUGGCAGGUGCAGCAGCGAGCGUAUCUCACCUUCGUCCUACCCAGAGGCAUAUGCCGGUGCGAGGACAUACCUGCUUGGCUCAUCGUCAAGUUCCUCGACACACUCAUGGCGGACGACCGCAUCUACACUUCUAUCAUCUCUCAUGAUGGUACGUGCUCCACCAAGCUGUGUGCUCGGAACUUCGAGCACCGGGACAACUUCCCCGAGGAGUGGUCUACCAACAUCUGGAAGGAGGCCGAGCCAAGCGAUCUUCUCUUGACUGCCCCUGGCAGGCACGACAAGCUCUUCGACUUCGAUUGCCCCUGCAAGCUGAGGCGGCUCAAGAACAAGAGCGACCUGAUGGAUCACAUGAGCCCUUACAUGGUUCAUGUCAUGGCCAGAUCUUGGGACGAGAUGGACAUCCAGGACAUUGUCAAGGCUGCUGCGGAGAAAGCUGGUCUCGAGCCGAUCUACGCCCUAGCCAAGGAGGAGAAUUUGGAGACGGAGACUUCGGUUAAGGACGAUGAGGACGAUGAGGACGAUGAGGAUGAUGAGGACGUGCCGGAGCUUGCGGACGGUGAGGAUACGAACAAGAAGGGAGGCUCGGUGGAAGCACCGGAGAGUGCCACUGGGCGGCCUUACUUUCAAUACCACAACUUCACAUAA